AGCAGCUAUCCAGGAAGUUGACUCCCGCUGUUACUCAAGUCUGCGACUGCUUUUUACAUACGGUGCCUUCUUGCUAGCUAUAACCUCAACUAGCUGGAUUUUGCCGGGCAUGGCUACGUUCAUUUCGGUCCCGUUAAAAAAGUGUGAGGAAGUGGAUCUGGUAAAACCACUGUCAAAAUUUAUCACGUCCAUUUAUGCGGUAAGAGAAGACCAGACAAACCAUAUCCGUGCAGUGGAGGAGCUGAACAAGCUGCGUAAAAGUGCUCUGGGGAGGCAGCUGGACAGGCACGAAAGGUCCCUGGAGAUUCUACUCAGGUAUUAUGAUCAGCUCUGUGCUGCUGAACCAAAAUUCCCUUUCUCAGAAAACCAGCUGUGCUUGACAUUCACAUGGAAAGAUGCUUUUGAUAAAGGAUCUCUGUUUAGUGGUCCUGCUAAGCUGGCCCUGGCCAACCUCAGGUAUGAGAAGACGUGUGUGCUAUUCAAUAUCGGAGCUCUGGCUAGUCAGAUUGCCUCUGAGCAGAACCUGGACAAUGAUGAGGGUCUGAAAACUGCGGCAAAACUCUACCAGCUGGCCAGUGGGGCCUUUUCUCACAUCAAGGCCACAGUUCUGUCAGCUCUGAGCCAGGAGCCGACUGCUGACAUCACUCCGGACACCACCAGUGUGCUGAGUCACAUCAUGCUGGCCCAAGCUCAGGAGGUGGUUUUCCUCAAAGCCACUGCAGAUAAAAUGAAAAGUGCCGUCAUUGCAAAGCUAGCCAAUCAGGCUGCAGAUUUGUAUGCUGAAGCCUGCAGACAGUUCCAGUCCAAAGAGAAUCUACCAAAGGAGAUUUCCUCGAUCCUGGCCGCCAAGCACUGUGUCAUGCUGGCCUAUGCUGAGUACCACCAGUCCACCCUGGCUAAGCAGAAACAACAGUUUGGGGAGGAGAUUGCUCGGCUGCAGAAUGCAAUAAGCCAGUUGAAAACAGUAACGUCUCGCUAUAAUGAGUAUGUCAACGUGAAGGAUCUGUCAGACAAGAUCACUCGUGCUUUGUCGGCUGCAAAGAAAGACAACGAUUUCAUCUACCAUGACCGUGUACCAGAAACAAAAGAUCUGGACCGCAUUGGAAAGGCUUCCCUGGUGAAGCCGACAGCCAUUCAGAUGCCCAUAAGCCAGAAGUUUACUGACUUAUUCCAGAAGAUGGUACCCCUGGCUGUGCAGCAUUCUUUGAGCAUAUACAACCAGAGAAAGGCAGAAAUGGUCAACCGCCUCAUCGGCAGCAUGAGAGAGGCUAGUAGUCUCUGCAGUGGAGUUCUGGCCUCCCUGAACCUUCCUGCUGCCCUAGAGGAUUUCUCGGGAGACUCCGUACCCCCAUCCAUCCUGGAAAAGUCCCGCUCCAUCAUCCAGCAGGGGGGGCAACAGAGCAUUGAGGGCCUCAUGAAAAACCUGCCGGACAUGCUGCAGAGGAACAAGGAGAUCCUGGACGAGGCGCUGAGAAUGCUGAAUGUGGAGGAGUCAACAGAUUGUGAACUCAGAGCCAAAUUCGGCCAACGUUGGAACAGAACGCCCUCUGGGGAGCUUUACAAGCCUUUAAGAACAGACGGAAUGAACUUUAACAGCCUUCUGGAUAAUACGCAGAAGUCGGACAGUCUGCUGCCUGAGCGGUACGCCAUCCACAGCCCGAUGAUAGCCCUGCUCUGCAAGUCUGAGGCUGAGCUCAGAGCCGCCAUCCCUUCUGCUCACCCUGCCAAGACCCUGCAGGGCAGCGAGGUGGUGAGCGACCUGCGGACACAGCUGGACCAUCUGGACGAGAUGAAAAAAGAGCGAGAGCGAAUCGAGAGUGGCAUCAGGUCGGCGCAGUUCGAUAUGACUGCGACCUUCCUGAGUGCCCUGGCACAGGAUGGCACCAUCAGUGAGGAGGCCCUGUCUACCCGUCAGCUGGAGAGCACCUAUGGGGGAUACUCACAGGAGGUGCAGAAGAGCCUCCAGACCCAGCAGGAGCUUCUAACCAAUGUGCAGACGUUGCAUCAGAAGUUCUCCGGUAUGAAGCAGACAAGCACAGAGUCCAUGCAGAGGGAGGAAGUGAUGAUGAAAUUGGCAUCGGCUUAUGACAGUUACAUGGAGAUCUCCACCAGCCUACGGGAGGGCACCAAGUUCUACGCUGACCUCACAGUAGUCCUACUGAAAUUCCAGAACAACUGCAGCGAUAUAGUUUUUGCACGAAAAACAGAGCAGGAUGAUUUGAUGAAGGAGAUCCAGCUAACACUUGCACAGGAGCCUAGUGCACCUUCCAUCCCCCCAGCCACAACGAACCAGGCCAGCGCCAGCACCCCGAGCAGACCUACUCCUGCACCCAGAACUGUCUAUUCACAGAACAAGCCCACCCCACCACCCAGGCCUCCACCACCAUCCAUCCCACUAGCAGCCAAAUCUGCCCCACCCUCCAGCACUUCCCAACCCCAAGCUAGCUCUACCCCUGCCGCCAGCCCUGGCACAGACCAAACCAGUUCCACCACAUCUGUGGGAACGCCUGGGUUGACAUCGCAAGCACAAGGGCCUCCAUAUCAAACCUAUCAGGGAUACCCUGGGUUCUUCCCGAUGCCCAUGGGUUGGAGCCCCUUUCCCUAUGGUCAGUACAACAUGCCCUAUCUCCCCUAUCAGAGCCAAGGACAAGUUGGCUAUCCUGCAGCCUCUCCACCUCAGCCACAAAAUCAACCCAACUACCCCUAGGGGAAGCUCCUCAGGGCCAUAGGCCUACUUAAGCUAAAACCUCACUGACCUUCUAACAUAAGCAUGAUCUUUCCCCAUUACUUUGUUUUCGGUUUCUAAUCCUGUUAAAAACAACUUUUGUAUGUUCUCGCCGUAGCUUCCUUGGAAAGAAAAAAUGGUGUUUGGUGUUGGGAAAUACCAUUGAUAGCAAAAGCCAAUGUUGUCUUUUAGCACAGCCAACAAAUCCUCCUUUUUUGGUGAAUUUUGGUUAAUUUGUCCAUUCUUUAUUUUAAUGUUUUCUUAGAUGUCUAAUCUUUUUUGGGGCCAGAUAUGGAAGUUUAGUCAGCUUGGCUUCAUAUUUGUGUCUACUAUAAAACCAAUGAUAUCGAUAUCACAUGGUAAACUGACCAUUCAAAUUCUGUUUUUGUUAACAUAAACUGUGUGUUGUUUCUUGUUCCAUGAUUAAAACUACUGCAUUUCUUAUGAUAA
Messenger RNA from Conger conger (European conger), 3175 nucleotides. RefSeq names its product programmed cell death 6-interacting protein-like. Bases 110 to 2707 code for a protein of 865 amino acids. The record is from RefSeq and is a predicted model, not a curated record. The transcript is spliced from 18 exons. Gene Ontology annotation, cellular component: endosome. Gene Ontology annotation, molecular function: protein binding. Lineage: Eukaryota; Metazoa; Chordata; Actinopteri; Anguilliformes; Congridae. Gene Ontology annotation, biological process: mitotic cytokinesis.